Drosophila kikkawai is the source of this 1690-nucleotide messenger RNA. It is a transcript of the gene Glut3, whose product is annotated as Glucose transporter type 3. Gene Ontology annotation, cellular component: membrane. Gene Ontology annotation, biological process: transmembrane transport. The record is from RefSeq and is a predicted model, not a curated record. Gene Ontology annotation, molecular function: transmembrane transporter activity. Lineage: Eukaryota; Metazoa; Arthropoda; Insecta; Diptera; Drosophilidae.
GUACCCAUAACUUAGUAGACCGAAAAACAAUUUGAAAUUUUGGAAAAUUCACAAAAACACACACAUUGUAAAAACUAAUUCUAAUUUCUUGGCCAAAACAUAAUCGCUGCCGAUGCUUGGUAAUAAGCCAGCGGAAGAGGAGGAACCUCCGCCGCUUGAGACGCGCACACCCGCAACCCAAUCCUCGAGGCAAUUGAAAACAGAGAACAGUACUCAUGAAUCAGAGGAACAGUUAGCCGGUCACCGCGUGAACAAUGCUGGACUGUACACCGCCACCUUUUACAGCAACAUCGGAUCCUUUUUCUUCGGGAUCGCUAUGGGCUGGUCUGGCGGGGCUGAGAGAUCGGUGAUGGAGCGAAGCUCUUACGGCUUCACUCCCUCGAAGGUGCAGUGGAACUACAUCUGCAUACUGCUCACCCUGGGAGCGAUGGUGUGGUGCCUGCCCACUGGUUUCCUUUUGCGGUUCUGCGGCUGCAAGCGGACGAUCCUAGCGCAGCUUCUCCCGAACACCCUGGGCUGGUGCCUCACCACCUGGGCCCAGAGCAUUUCGAUGCUGUACGCCGGUCACUUCAUCCUUGGCAUGUGCGGAGGAGCCCACUGCGUGGCAGUGCCGAUCUACAGCGCCGAGAUCAGUUCCGUAAGGAAUCGCGGCAUCAUGGGCGCCUGCUUCUAUGGAGCCUGCAUGGUCGGCGUGUUCUACAGCUUUCUGAUGAGCACUUUCCUGGAAAUUAAGAUCGUUAACUUCCUCAAUCUGGUCCUGCUUCUGCUUGGCCUUUUGCAGUUACUGAUGCCAGAGUCACCGGCUUAUUACGUGAAGCGGGGGAAGAUGGAGCACGCGGAGAACAGUCUACGGUUUCUGCGAGGCAAAAACCACGAUGUAAGCAAGGAGAUGGCCCGUCUGACGAGGGAUCCUUCGAGCAGCGUGCACGAUCAGCACCACAGUCCGGAGCAAGGUUUCAAGGAGGUCAGAACGAAACUCGCCCGGGUUCUGGUGCUGGCCGUGCUCCAUAAGCUGAGCGGCGGCUUCAUCGUCAUCGUAUACGGCCACCGGUUGCUGGCAUGCCAAAUGCUGUCACGUACGCUGGCCAUAGGACUGGGCGCGUCCGGUGUCGUGGGGUUCCUGGUGUGCCUGUUCCUUGUAGAGCGAGUGGGCCGAAAACCUCUGAUGAUUGUCAUGUCAGCCAUCAUGUUCUUCGCCACGAUCAUGCUAGGCAUCGGCUUUAAGCUGUAUUUGGACAACGGGGGGGAAAUAAUUCGAUGGGUUAUGUAUUUCUGCUUGGUCGUGUUUGUGAGUGCCUACACGGUCGGACUCGGGACCCUCACCUGGCUGCUCACCGUGGAGCUGUUCCUGCCGCCCAUGCGGCCGCUGUGCUGCUCUCUAGCCGCUACGGUUAGCUGGCUGACCGCCUCCUUUGCCAUCUACUGGUACUCCUACCUUAAUAAGGUCUGCCGGCCAUAUCCAUUCCUAAUCUAUGCUAUCCUUGCCGUGUGCAGUUUGCUCUUCACGCUGGCCUACAUGCCGGAGACUAAGAGGAUCUCCGAAUAUAGGAUCCAGCAACGAAUGCAGAACAAGAACCCCCCGGCCCCCCGAAACAGCGAAGAGACGGAGCCUUAGGAUUCUUUGAUUCACCUUAUAACCCAAAUCGUAUUUGUAUUAUAAAAUAAAACCUAGAGUGCUUUUGUUAACACA